ACAUAGAUUUCGAGGUGCUGCGGAGGGAUCUGUGUUGUGAUCUGGAGAGAGACGACUUGUCUGAACUGAGGAGCGCAGGUCAUCUGAGAGAAGGUCCACAAACGCACAUCUCUCAUUCAGACACCAGGCCCGACAAUCUUUCUCUGGAGGAUGUUGAGUCAUUGCUCCGCUCAGCCUGGUUGGACCUCCAGCACUUCCCCUCCCCCACCAUCUACCCGACUCUCUGUGGUCUUCUGGCUUUGACUCAGGGACAGCAAGACCCCAUAACUACAGCAAUGCUGCAUGCCCAGUCCUUGGGCAUCACGAGUCGUCAUCGCACAAUCAGACAUUUAGCCGGUUGUCUCAAAAAGUUGAGAAAGGCGUCCAGUGAGCUGGCAGACAAGAUGGAUGCGCUGAGUCUGGAUGAGCUCCAUCCAAACGAGUCCAAAAAGUCUACAGAACAGAAGCUGUCACAGCUGGAGAACAUCUUCUCUUUCCCAACGGCUGACCCCUCUACCUUCCCCAGGAGCCACUGUCAAGAGUUUAUCCAGCAAAUUCAACACCUUCCUCCAGGGGUGACGGUGUGUGUGAUGUCUGUGCUUGGAGUGAGGCCUGCGGAGAUGGGUGACAGCAUCAUACUGUCACGUCUUGAGAAGGGGUCUACCCCUGUCACUGUUCACAUCCCAACCUCUAAACAACAGCACCCCAUCAGCUGGCUGGUGCAGGAGAUAGACAGAAUUCAGGUGGAGCAGAAAGCCGUGAGCUGUGUCUCUGAGAAAGCCAAGUGGUGGGAGGGCCGCAGGGCGCUCGACUCUCGAGUAGAGCGCCUGUUGAAGGAGAUGGAGGCAUUGCUGGGCUGCUGGAGGAGCCUUCUUUUACCUCUUUCAUUGGAUCCUGCACUCUCCAAAGAGGCUCAGCACCUUUGCAAGUCCUUGUCUGCAAAGGGAGUGACAAUCAGUGAGGAAAUGUUGAAGGCUGUGCUUUCUGCCUCUCCUGUGCUCUCCCAAGAAGACCUGCAGAGAUUUGCUCUGGGAGUGUCUCCACAGUGGGACGCAGAGUGUUACCAACUUCUCCACACAGCAGUAUCCCAGCUCGCUGACAGAGACGAACCCCGCGGUCAUGUGGUUCUCAUCCUGGACAAGUACCUUCAGAAGCUGCCGUGGGAGAGCAUCUCCAUCCUGAAGUCUCGCUCCGUCAGCCGGAUGCCGUCUCUGCACUCACUGAUUGGACUGAGCAUUCAGAAAGAGACUGACUCUCGGUCCAUCCUGAAGCAAGGUGUGGAUGCAAGGCAGGUGUUUUAUGUGCUUGACCCUGAUGCCAAUUUAGGAAACUCGCAAGACCGCUUCAAGGAAUGGUUUAGCAG
Plectropomus leopardus (leopard coralgrouper) is the source of this 1342-nucleotide messenger RNA. Lineage: Eukaryota; Metazoa; Chordata; Actinopteri; Perciformes; Serranidae. The record is from RefSeq and is a predicted model, not a curated record.